AUGAGUACAAGGUCACAAAUUGAAGGCUCAAGCCCAGUACUUUUGGGUUUAAGAAGGAAUACUAUAUCGAAGAAAGAAGGAAGGAAUAUCAAAUUCUCUACAAGUAAUUCAAAGAAAAGAAGUAAAGAUUAUUUUAAAUAUGGUUCACGAAAGUGCUAUAUGAGGAUAUAUGGGUGA
Messenger RNA from Dentiscutata erythropus, 177 nucleotides. The record is from the annotation of a GenBank genome assembly. Lineage: Eukaryota; Fungi; Glomeromycota; Glomeromycetes; Diversisporales; Gigasporaceae.